Molecule: messenger RNA, 263 nt
Organism: Urocitellus parryii (Arctic ground squirrel)
Lineage: Eukaryota; Metazoa; Chordata; Mammalia; Rodentia; Sciuridae
Product: zinc finger protein 124-like
Biological process (GO): regulation of DNA-templated transcription
Source: RefSeq, a predicted model, not a curated record
GCUCAGCCUCCUCGCUGUGACAUCUCCGUUCUACAGGCUGAGGCGACCCCGGGAACCCCAGAAGGCGGGCAAUGGAGUCAGUGACCUUUGAGGAUGUGGCUGUGAACUUCACCCUGGAGGAGUGGGCUCUGCUAGAUCCUUCCCAGAAGAAGCUCUUCAAAGAUGUGAUGCAGGAAACCUUCUGGAACCUGACCACUAUAGGAAAAAGCUGGAAAAAUCAGGCCAUCGAUGAUCACUAUAUUUCCUGGAGAAAUCUACGGUAA